Molecule: messenger RNA, 771 nt
Organism: Cuculus canorus (common cuckoo)
Lineage: Eukaryota; Metazoa; Chordata; Aves; Cuculiformes; Cuculidae
Gene: CRABP1
Product: cellular retinoic acid binding protein 1
Exons: 4
Coding region: 87-500 (137 amino acids)
Biological process (GO): fatty acid transport
Cellular component (GO): nucleus; cytosol
Molecular function (GO): fatty acid binding
Source: RefSeq, a predicted model, not a curated record
GGGGACGGUGGGGCAGACCCGCCCCCGCCGCUCCGCGCUCACAAGGUGCCGGAGCCGCAGCGAGCGCAGCCGCCCCGCUCCUCGCCAUGCCCAACUUCGCCGGCACUUGGAAGAUGAGGAGCAGCGAGAAUUUCGACGAGCUGCUUAAGGCUCUGGGUGUCAAUGCCAUGCUCAGGAAGGUGGCGGUGGCUGCCGCCUCCAAGCCCCACGUGGAGAUCCGCCAGGACGGCGACCAGUUCUACAUCAAAACUUCCACCACUGUCCGCACCACCGAGAUCAACUUCAAAAUCGGGGAGAGCUUUGAGGAGGAGACGGUGGAUGGGCGCAAGUGCAGGAGUUUGGCCACUUGGGAGAAUGAAAACAAGAUCUAUUGCAAACAAACUCUUAUUGAGGGAGAUGGUCCCAAAACAUACUGGACUCGAGAAUUAGCUAAUGAUGAGCUGAUUUUGACCUUUGGUGCUGAUGAUGUUGUAUGCACAAGAAUUUAUGUAAGAGAGUAAAAACAUCAAUUUACUUGUCAUCUGGGAUGAAGUGGAGAACUGUGAAAAUCCCCAGUGUAAUGAGUAUCUGUGUGUGCUGUUACUAAUGCGGUGUUGUAUGUGACCAUGUGCAUUAUAUCUGAACCCAUAUUCUCUGUUAAGUGUAUUUUGCUUUCAUUUUUUAUCGCAGACACUAUUCCUUCCCACUUUUAUGCCAUCAUUUUUUGUGUCUGCUUUGUAUUCUGUAGUUGUCACUUGCUAUGGUUUCAUCAAUUAUUAAACUUAUAAAACU